Messenger RNA from Plenodomus lingam JN3, 312 nucleotides. RefSeq lists its product as uncharacterized. NCBI's taxonomy places the organism in Eukaryota, Fungi, Ascomycota, Dothideomycetes, Pleosporales, Leptosphaeriaceae. The record is from RefSeq and is a predicted model, not a curated record.
AUGAUCCUCAUUUCAAAGCAAACACAGUAUCCCAAUAAACACAAGGAUCUUCUACAUCCUGAUCCGGCGCUUUCUUUCGUAAGCGUAGCAAUCUUCACUGCGACCUUCCCCUUUGUUGAAUUACGGGCAAUGAACAUGGCAAAAGCACUUUGGGGUCACGUAAAGCUACCGAUGACAGAGACUUUGAGAUCAGAAUGCAAUCGAACCCUGAAAGAAACCAGGUAUGGGCGUUUCACGGCUAACCUGCAUGAGAAGGAGAAGAAUUUACAGGGCAUCAUGCAGCGACGUACCACGCUGCAAAUAUCAACCUAG